Messenger RNA from Nycticebus coucang (slow loris), 5096 nucleotides. It is a transcript of the gene GTPBP1, whose product is annotated as GTP binding protein 1. The record is from RefSeq and is a predicted model, not a curated record. Gene Ontology annotation, biological process: translational elongation. Lineage: Eukaryota; Metazoa; Chordata; Mammalia; Primates; Lorisidae. Gene Ontology annotation, molecular function: GTP binding; translation elongation factor activity; GTPase activity. The transcript has 13 exons. Bases 229 to 2238 code for a protein of 669 amino acids.
GGGUUUGGGCCUCAUUAAUUAUUCAUCAGGUUCUUGAGAGGGCUACAGCGAUUGGCAGCCGAGGAACCUAGUCGAUGGUUUCUUAGCUAAAAAUACGUGUCGCAUCGUAAGCGCCUGGAGAAGCUUCGCAUAAAUUAUUCUGAUACGGGGGGCGGGGCCACGCAUAUAUUAGUCAAAUGAGCCAGGGAGGCAGGGAAGCCGGCUGCGAAUUAGCCUAAGUUAUUAAAGAUGGCGGCAGAGCGGAGUCGCUCUCCGAUGGACUCGCCGGUUCCGGCCUCAAUGUUCGCCCCCGAGCCCAGCUCCCCGGGGGCGGCCAGGGCCGCGGCGGCCGCCGCCCGACUCCACGGCGGCUUCGACUCGGACUGCAGCGAAGACGGCGAGGCGCUCAAUGGCGAGCCGGAGCUGGACCUCACCAGCAAGCUGGUUCUAGUGAGCCCUACAUCAGAGCAGUAUGACAGCCUACUUCGGCAGAUGUGGGAGAGGAUGGACGAGGGAUGCGGAGAGACCAUAUAUGUCAUUGGGCAGGGAUCAGAUGGGACUGAGUAUGGGCUGAGCGAAGCUGACAUGGAGGCCUCCUAUGCCACAGUGAAGAGCAUGGCAGAACAGAUAGAGGCUGACGUCAUCCUCCUGCGGGAACGUCAAGAAGCUGGGGGCCGGGUUCGUGAUUAUUUGGUCCGGAAACGAGUUGGAGACAAUGACUUCCUGGAGGUCAGGGUGGCAGUAGUGGGCAACGUGGAUGCCGGCAAAAGCACGCUUCUGGGGGUCCUGACACAUGGGGAGCUGGACAAUGGCCGAGGCUUUGCCCGUCAGAAACUCUUCCGCCACAAACAUGAGAUUGAAUCUGGGCGCACCAGCAGUGUGGGGAACGACAUUCUGGGCUUUGACAGCCAAGGCAAUGUGGUGAACAAGCCUGACAGCCACGGUGGCAGCCUAGAGUGGACAAAGAUCUGUGAGAAGUCCACUAAGGUUAUUACUUUCAUCGAUUUGGCUGGCCAUGAGAAGUACUUGAAGACCACUGUCUUUGGCAUGACUGGCCAUUUGCCUGACUUCUGCAUGCUCAUGGUGGGCAGCAAUGCUGGCAUCGUGGGGAUGACCAAGGAGCACUUGGGCUUGGCACUGGCACUCAAUGUACCUGUCUUUGUGGUAGUCACCAAGAUUGACAUGUGUCCUGCCAACAUCCUGCAAGAAACCCUGAAGCUGUUACAACGCUUGCUGAAGUCACCAGGUUGCCGGAAGAUUCCCGUGCUGGUACAGAGCAAGGAUGAUGUGAUUGUUACAGCCUCCAACUUCAGCUCUGAGAGGAUGUGCCCAAUAUUCCAGAUCUCCAAUGUUACAGGCGAGAACCUAGAUCUGCUGAAGAUGUUCCUCAACCUCCUCUCCCCCCGUACCAGCUAUAGGGAGGAAGAGCCUGCUGAGUUUCAGAUUGAUGACACCUACUCUGUGCCCGGUGUGGGGACAGUGGUGUCGGGGACAACAUUGAGAGGCCUGAUCAAGCUGAAUGACACACUGCUGCUGGGCCCAGACCCCCUGGGUAAUUUCCUGUCCAUUGCUGUCAAAUCCAUCCAUCGCAAACGCAUGCCUGUCAAGGAGGUUCGUGGGGGCCAGACAGCAUCUUUCGCGCUGAAGAAGAUUAAGCGAUCGUCCAUCCGGAAGGGCAUGGUGAUGGUUUCCCCACGCUUGAAUCCCCAAGCCUCCUGGGAGUUUGAGGCUGAGAUUCUCGUCCUCCACCACCCCACCACGAUUAGCCCGCGCUACCAGGCCAUGGUGCACUGUGGGAGCAUCAGGCAGACGGCCACCAUUCUGAGCAUGGACAAGGACUGUCUGCGUACUGGGGACAAGGCCACUGUUCACUUUCGCUUCAUCAAGACCCCAGAGUACCUGCACAUAGACCAACGGCUGGUGUUCCGGGAAGGCCGCACCAAGGCUGUUGGCACCAUCACUAAGCUCCUACAGACCACCAACAACUCUCCGAUGAACUCUAAGCCCCAGCAGAUUAAAAUGCAGUCAACAAAAAAGGGCCCUCUGACCAAACGAGAAGAGGGGGGUCCAUCCAGCGGGCCAGCAGUAGGAGCACCACCACCUGGGGAUGAAGCUUCCUCUCUAGGGGCUGCACAGCCAGCUGUAUCCAGCAGUCUCCAGCCACAGCUGAAGCCCAGCAGCGGUGGCCGGCGACGAGGGGGCCAGCGCCACAAGGUGAAGUCCCAGGGUGCUUGUGUGAAUCCUGCCAGUGGAUGCUGAAUCUUACCUGGUUCACCCCCACCACCCAAGGGGUCCUCACACUCUGGCCACUGCUCUACCAGAAUGACAGAGCAGCUCUGACCGCCACUGGCCCGCCCACCCAGGCCACAGCCAGAGCCUCCGCAUUGCCCCACCCCUAUUUUCCAGGGGGGUUGUAAUUUAUGAGCUGAGGAGGAUGGCCAGACUUCCAGAGGACUGACCAUCUCCCACCCUCUUUCCUCCCUGCCUUCUUCCUCACUCACACGUUUUUUUGUACAUCUGGGCCCUUAGUUUUUAUUCUGUUUAUUAUAUGUCUCUGUCUGUAUGUGUGUGUGUGUGUGUGCGUGUGUGUGUGUGGCACUUGGCCACCACCAGGGCCCUGUCAGUCUCUGUCCUUUUUUCCUCCCUGGCUGCCCGCCCACCUGCCUGCCUGUGUGUCUCUGUGAGAAUCCUCAGGACUGUGAGGGGAUGUCAUGAGCUGAAGAAGCCCACCUUCCCUGUCUCACAGCUCCUCUCGGCACUCAGAAGCCCCUUCCAUGGAGCCAGACUGGGCAGAGGGGCUUCUGAGAUUCAACGCCUGCUGCUGCCAGAGCAGGGAGUCCCUGGUCUAGGACCUGGGGAUUUUCUUUUUUUUUUCCAGUUAAUUUCUUUUUUUUUUUUUUUAUUGUUGGGGAUUCAUUGGGACCUGGGGAUUUUCAUAGGGAGAAAGCGAUGGCUUCCCUUUUCUCUCUCUCCCUCUUUUCCCUUUGAGUCUCCAAACAGGUAAUGCCAAAAGCUCUCCUGUGAGACCUGUAGAUGUGUGGAGGGCAGUGGCAAUGGGAUUAUAGGACUCUCCCUGCCUCAGACUCUCACCCUUGCCACUGACCCAAAGAUAUCUGAUGGGUUUUCCCCAUGGAGACAAUCCUGCUCGCCUGGCUGGCCCUCUGCUCCUGCCUUUGCCGAUCUACUCAGCCCGGAAGUGCUCACCUUGGCCUGGAGUCGCUCCUUGCCUAGACUUUGGCUUUAUGUUGGGCUUCAGGCACUGGUUACUAGAUUGCCAUCUGGGUCUGCUCAGGGUUAUGUUUUCUAGUGCUUCUUGUUGCUAAGGGUGGAGGAUGCUCCUCUGAGCUGGACUGGGACUGGAAUCCCCUUCCCUGCCCCAUGGCCCUAGCGCCACUGCUACAGAGCACAGCAGUGAAGGGCCUGAGGCCCAGGUUUGGAAGCCCCAGUUGGGGCAUCAGGUUAGGCAGGUAGAGGGGAGUGAAAGAGAUUCUUCUAUGCUUAGCACAAGGCAUUCAGCCCUAUAGAAUAACCCCUGCCUGGAGUGGCAGGUGGGGUUGUAUAGGCCACAGGUGGUGACAUAGGCCCCAGCCAGGCAGGACUCAGCUCUGAACUGAAGCCCUCCUUGUAGGGUGGGCCAAUGGGCAGGGAGUGUUCUUCUCUAGCUGGGGCAGACACCCAGCUGGCUGGGUCUUUCCUCAGCCUUGCCUCCUUCCUAUCCCCAACUUUCUCCUUUCCUUCUGCUUCCUGACUGCUGGUCCCCGCUCCUUCUCACCUUCCAGCUGUUUCUACUUACCACUGACUCACGGCCAUGGACCGAUCAGACCAGCAUCAAAAUAAAAGUUUGUUCCAAGUUGACAGUGUCUCGUUCCCUGCCCAGCCUCUCCAGGUGGAGGUGCUGCCAUGGGAGCGCAUUGUUCUGCCUGCCCUCAAGCCCUGACAACAGCUGGGAGUAGGAGCGAGCCCAAGUUAGGGCUCCUUCACCAGCUGUGUGACACAGGGCACAUUACCACUUCUCUGAACCUCAGUUUCCGCACCUACAGCAAGAGGCAGAUCACACUAGGGUUGUACACAUUCAGUGAGAACGUAGGUGAGGCCUUGGUUUGCCCUGAACGUGGGAUGUGCUAGCUCAGCGAGUGGGUCACCAUGCUGUUAACCACCCACGCCAUCUCUGUGCCCUGUGUAAACUUGGAUGAGGAGACAUGGCUGAUGUGUUUGCUGCAGCUGGACUGCCAGGGGGUCUCAUGCUCCAUGUUCUUUGAUGUUCGUAGCUGUUAUAUGUGAAGUACAUGUGGAUAUCAUUAGUUCUGUUUUUCUAGUUAAGGAAACUGAAGUUCAGAGAGAAACAUCAUGUCACCAGCAGGUGUUAACUCCAGUACCAGCCUUGUCCCCGCACUUUUCCCAGUCAGCUGCUCCAGGUUGUCCUCUGGCCUUUGCCGAUCCCUUGUCAGGUGGCUGUUUCCCUCUCACUCUGCCUUGGCUCUGCUUCCAGGCGCUGCUGCCCACUGAUGCCUUCACAGAGGUGGCCUCUAGCAUCAAAUGCCCUGGCAUGGCAGGGGCCAUGGAAUGUGUGUGUCUUAGCUGUGGCAGAACCUUAUUUAGUCUGAGCUCUUUGGCCCCAAGAGCAGCUAUGGAUGCCAAAACCAUUCUUUGUAUUCAGGAGGCCUGGCCACCACCCUCGCCUCUGCCCUCAGACACUCAGGAGGGUGGGUUUGGAUCUGUGUAGUCACCAGGCCAACAGGGGGCUAUCUGCAUCCAGUGUUUUACUGUUCAGAAGAACAACAAAAGUCCCUAGAGGUCUCAGCCCUCCCAACUAUCUAUUUGGAAUAAAACACCAGCCCUUUUGUAGUUGAUGAAGAAUAAAGUGAAUCCAGUUUAUCUCAAAUGGCAAGGCCUGACCUUUCUGUCUGUGCAGCAGGUGUUUGUGGCAUCUUUACCAGGAGUAAGGACUGUGAUGGUGGGACGAGGACAGAGGUGGCCAGAUCCUCAGCUUCACAGUCAGGAUCACUGUGCCACCUUACUGGCCACUCUGGCACAGAGAGGAGAAAAACAGGAAGAACAUCCUCGAAGAAAAGUCAACACAUGGGGUUGGAGGUACUUGCUGCGCAGACCCCCCAGGG